Molecule: messenger RNA, 1452 nt
Organism: Pelmatolapia mariae (spotted tilapia)
Lineage: Eukaryota; Metazoa; Chordata; Actinopteri; Cichliformes; Cichlidae
Gene: wdr45
Product: WD repeat domain 45
Exons: 11
Coding region: 168-1244 (358 amino acids)
Biological process (GO): autophagy of mitochondrion; protein lipidation; nucleophagy
Cellular component (GO): phagophore assembly site membrane; extrinsic component of membrane; cytosol
Molecular function (GO): phosphatidylinositol-3,5-bisphosphate binding; protein binding; phosphatidylinositol-3-phosphate binding
Source: RefSeq, a predicted model, not a curated record
GGAAGCACGUGUCGGUGACGUCUUCCUUGGAAAACAAAAACAAACCUGUGUGUUGCAAUAUUUCUGUUUUCCGUCGACGUUUGAUCAGCGCCCAAAAUCGUUCGUCUCGUUUUUGGUGUGCGCCUUAUGGUUGCUGCAGUUUACCGGUAAUAGCUUGUUUGAGAGCCAUGGCCCAGCAGAGAGGAGUAAACAGCCUGCAGUUCAAUCAGGACCAAAGCUGUUUCUGCUGCGCUAUGGAGACGGGGGUCAGGAUUUACAACGUGGAGCCGCUGAUGGAGAAGGGCCACCUGGACCAUGAGCAGGUUGGCAGUGUAGCCCUGUGCUCCAUGCUGCAUCGCUCUAACCUGCUGGCCAUAAUUGGAGGUGGAGUCAAUCCUAAAUUCUCAGAAAUAUCUGUGUUGAUCUGGGACGAUGCUCGGGAGUCACGGGAUCCUAAGGACAAACUCGUGCUGGAAUUCACCUUCACCAAGCCUGUUCUGGCUGUCCGCAUGAGACACGACAAGAUCAUCAUUGUGCUGAAGAACAGGAUCUAUGUGUACAGUUUUCCAGACAACCCUGUCAAGCUUUUUGAGUUUGACACCAGAGAUAACCCCAAAGGUCUUUGUGAUUUGUGUCCCAGUUUGGAGAAACAGCUUCUGGUCUUCCCAGGUCACAAAUGUGGCAGCCUGCAGCUGGUUGACCUGUCCAACACCAAACCUGGAACAUCAUCUGCCCCUUUUACUAUCAACGCCCAUCAGAGCGAGAUUGCCUGUGUGGCACUCAACCAGCCCGGCAGCGUGGCAGCUUCAGCUUCUCGUAAAGGAACCCUCAUCCGCCUGUUCGACACAACGACCAGGGACAAACUGGUGGAGCUGCGCAGAGGAACAGACCCUGCCACUCUUUACUGUAUCAACUUCAGCCAUGACUCAUCCUUCUUGUGCGCAUCCAGUGACAAAGGCACAGUUCACAUCUUUGCACUCAAAGACACCAAACUCAACCGUCGCUCUGCGCUGGCACGUGUUGGGAAGGUGGGUCCUGUGAUUGGUCAGUAUGUGGACAGCCAAUGGUCAUUGGCCAGCUUUACUGUGCCUGCUGAGUGUGCCUGUAUCUGUGCUUUUGGAAAGAAUACUUCCAAGAACGUCAAUUCAGUCAUUGCCAUAUGUGUGGACGGGACCUUCCAUAAGUAUGUGUUCACCCCUGAUGGAAACUGCAAUCGAGAGGCCUUCGAUGUGUAUCUGGACAUAUGUGAUGAUGACGACUUUUAAGGCCACACAGAGAAACAAGUUAUAGAUGAACAUGAGGAUUAUGAAUGGAAACAGACUGAUUUUAAUGAAUUAUCUCCUGCCAUGAAUCUGAGCAUGGACUUAAUGCAAAGAGUCUGUUAUAUGAAGUUUUUAGUAAUCCGUUUUACUUACAGUGUAUAGCAGUGUGAAUAUAAAGUUUUCUAUUGGGCUGUUAACCAUCACUCUGAAA